Loa loa (African eye worm) is the source of this 186-nucleotide messenger RNA. RefSeq names its product dTDP-glucose 4,6-dehydratase. Bases 1 to 186 code for a protein of 61 amino acids. The transcript has a single exon. NCBI's taxonomy places the organism in Eukaryota, Metazoa, Nematoda, Chromadorea, Rhabditida, Onchocercidae. The record is from RefSeq and is a predicted model, not a curated record.
AUGGAUCAUGCGGGGAUAAACGAGCUCGAUCUCCUGGAUUUGGAGUUGAAUUACCCUUCUCCUAGGAUGGUUGCUGAGAGACUAAUGCGCUCAUUUCAUCCCUGGAUACGCUUUGUCUUUGACCCUCAGCUGAGACUUGUUUGGCGUGAGAGACCCAAUCGGAGGCAUAUGCCACCCUCAGCAUAG